CCGGAAGGCAGGCCUUUCUCGCUCCGAAGUAAAGCCAACCGUCCUGCCGGUCCACCCGGGUUUCCGCAGUCCCCCUGGAAAACUCCUUCCCCUCUUGCACCAAACUUUGCGCCGGGCUUUGCAACCUCCCGAGGAGGCUGCGGCACAGGAAGGGUUAAGACUGCCAGUCCCAGCUGACAGUCAGCUGAUUGGGCCCUGAUUGACAGCUCGGAAAAGUUUCCUUGUUUCUAUAUUAUGCUAAUUGCGGCCGCUCUCGCCGCCUCCCAUUGGUCCGGAGUACCAGUCAAUUUCCCUUUUGGGCCUGACGUCACAAGUGCUAUAAAACUCAGCAAUUGCUUUAAACUCUUCUUGCUGGAUCAGAGGCUUUAAAAUCUUUUUUUCAUCUUCGAGCUGUAGCUCGGGCUGCUCGUCGGCUCGGCCUCUCCCCUUUUGCUCUCCGCCUCGCCUUUCCCCAGGACUUCGCUAUUUCGCUUUAAAAAAAAAAAAGGCAAGAAAGAACUCCGCUCCCCCCUCCCUUUCCUCCAGCCCGGCUGCACCUCUGUCUUGCACUUGGCACGGAGGGAGGAAGACCGCGAGGUUGAGAGAGAGAGAGAGAGGAAAGGAAAAAAAAAAAAAAAAAAAAAAGCCAGGCAGAAGAGGAGGCGAGAAGCAUGAAGUGUUAACUCCCCUGUGCCAAGGCCCGCGCCGCCCGGACAGCGGCCCGCCGCGCCUCCAGCCCCGAGCGGCCGCCGCGCGCGCCCCGCCUGCAGCCCGGGCCGGCGAGGCGAGCACUCCUUAUGCAAAACGCGCAGCGGAGCGGCGAGCGGGGGACGCCGCGCACCCAGCCGGGCUCUUCUGGCUUCGCCGCCGCCGCCGCCACCGCAGCCCGCAGAGGACCUUCCCGAGCCUGAAGCCGCCGGCUCGGCGCGCUAGGAGGCGAGCAGGCGAGGAGGGGCCGGGGCGAGCGAGCAAGCACAUUGGCCCCAUCUGGCGGAGCGGCGGCGGCGGCGGCGGCAGGAGAAUGGCAUCAGAACUGGCAAUGAGCAACUCCGACCUGCCCACCAGUCCCCUGGCCAUGGAAUAUGUUAAUGACUUCGAUCUGAUGAAGUUUGAAGUGAAAAAGGAACCGGUGGAGACCGACCGCAUCAUCAGCCAGUGUGGCCGUCUCAUCGCCGGGGGCUCGCUGUCCUCCACCCCCAUGAGCACGCCGUGCAGCUCGGUGCCCCCUUCCCCCAGCUUCUCGGCGCCCAGCCCGGGCUCGGGCAGCGAGCAGAAGGCGCACCUGGAAGACUACUACUGGAUGACCGGCUACCCGCAGCAGCUGAACCCCGAGGCGCUGGGCUUCAGCCCCGAGGACGCGGUCGAGGCGCUCAUCAGCAACAGCCACCAGCUCCAGGGCGGCUUCGAUGGCUACGCGCGCGGGGCGCAGCAGCUGGCCUCGGCGGCCGGGGCCGGCGCCGGCGCCUCCCUGGGCGGCAGCGGCGAGGAGAUGGGCCCCGCCGCCGCCGUGGUGUCCGCCGUGAUCGCCGCGGCCGCCGCGCAGAGCGGCGCGGGCCCGCACUACCACCACCACCACCACCACCACGCCGCCGGCCACCACCAUCACCCGACGGCCGGCGCGCCCGGCGCCGCGGGCAGCGCGUCCGCCUCGGCCGGUGGCGCGGGCGGCUCGGGCGGCGGCGGCCCGGCCAGCGCCGGGGGCGGCGGCGGCGGAGGCGGCGGCGGCGGCGGCGGCGGCGGCGGCGGCGGGGGCGCGGCGGGGGCGGGGGGCGCCCUGCACCCGCACCACGCCGCCGGCGGCCUGCACUUCGACGACCGCUUCUCCGACGAGCAGCUGGUGACCAUGUCGGUGCGCGAGCUGAACCGGCAGCUGCGCGGGGUCAGCAAGGAGGAGGUGAUCCGGCUGAAGCAGAAGAGGCGGACCCUGAAAAACCGCGGCUAUGCCCAGUCCUGCCGCUUCAAGAGGGUGCAGCAGAGGCACGUCCUGGAGUCCGAGAAGAACCAGCUGCUGCAGCAGGUCGACCACCUCAAGCAGGAGAUCUCCAGGCUGGUGCGCGAGAGGGACGCGUACAAGGAGAAAUACGAGAAGCUGGUGAGCAGCGGCUUCCGAGAAAACGGCUCGAGCAGCGACAACCCGUCCUCUCCCGAGUUUUUCAUGUACCCAAGGGAAUCCUCUACAUCAGUGAUGUGAAAAAUCCUGUUGCCUGAAGUCAAAGAGAAAAUAUGAUGCUGGCAUGCUAAUUGCGUGAGACAACUCGGCCCGCAGACAGCCACAAAGCACAAAAACAAAACAAAACUCAGAGAAGAAACGAGAAUGGUGUUUUCCUGGCGUCUACAAGAAGCGCUUUAUUUUUCCUCUAGAUUGCUUUUCUAAAAAAACAAAACAAGACAAAAAACAAAACUGAAACAAACAUUUAAAGGAACAAGACAAAAAACUUCAGGUGAUACUAUUCAAGCAUGUUCUUUUAUUAAGCGUAGGAUGAGAGGAACAAGAGGACACGGAAGCAGGAUGCUGAACACUGAGGGGCUGUGAACCUCCGCGAUGGCAUUGUUUCCCAAAACUGUGAGUGAAGAAUGGAGGGAACAUCUUUUUAUCCCCCAUCCCCAAAAUAUCCUGUAAUGUCGCAAGACUUCCUUUCCUGCCUGUCAAGGUAUCUAGGGAAUGAUUUACAAAAUGUGUUUGUUAUAAUUGCUAAAGAAUCUUUUGUAUAGCUUUGGCCGGGGAGUUGGUGGACCAGUAGUUGGUGGACCAGUACUUGGCAACCCAGUAAUUGUGUCUAUCCCACCCACUUCUAAGUGUCACCUCCGUCUCGGCUGGAACAAGGUUCAGAGGGUCCUCUCUCCAGUAGUUGACAAGGCCACUCCGACUUGAUCAGGCUGAAGUUAUCUCCUGGAUCAGUGCAGCGAAGGAUAAACACUGGCCUUUUUCUUCCCUAAAUAAGAAAAAGGCAGCUCCUGGCUACAGUGUGGCCAUGGAGGCUGUGCCUGGGGCGGGGGCGUGGGGCACCAGGCUGUCCUACAGCGUGAGAAUUGCUCGUGCUUCUACCGUGAGACCAAGAACCUACCGAGCAGCUAAGCUUCACUUUCAAACAGGCCAUCACCAGGGGAGCAGAGGGACCCAGGCCUGCCCCAGCCCCAGAAAAGACGUAUUAUCCCUUUACCCCCAGAACUCCCUGCUUCCCAGUGGUCCCUAACAUUUCUCGCUCUGUUGUGACGACUCUUGUAUCCUUGACUCUAGCGGAUCUGGGUCGGAGGAACAUGGAAGCCCUGGCAUGAUAAGUCGGAAGGGGGCCAGCGCUGGCGGUCACGCCCGAGCGCUCGCGCGUGGUGGGCGUGUGCGCUGAUCCUUGCCGAGCGCCCACUUAGCCGGACGGGCUGCCAAGUCCUUCCUGGAUCAGCCUCUCGCUGAGCGCCCACAGGGCCCGGGCCGUGUCUUCGCUCUGGGCUUCCGUCGAGGGCAUGCAGCGGCAGCAGCUGUUGAAGUACAUCCCUCCCAGACCCUCCAGUUCUGGAGCGGCAGCACAGUAGACGGUGGUGGCGGCUCCUUGUUGCUGGAAAGCAAAGAACAAAGACCACGGAACGUUAUUUUUUUAAGAAAAGAGGUGAUGGAAUGAUUUUCUUCUAACUGGGAAUGAGCAAGAGUCUCUCCCCGCCUGGUUCAGAUGCAUCUGGAUCUCAGCACGGCCGAGGGUACCGAACUCAAAGCACGUGACUGUAAAAGGUACGAUGGGACCAUCCAGGGAAAACGAGUUCAUAAACUCCGCUCGUAAAGCUAAUGUGACUUUCUACACCUCAUAUAGGAAAAGGCUUUGAACACAGACUACACAUCUAUCAGUUAAUCACAUCAGAUGUCUCUUCUGAGCAACGAGAAGACGGGAGCCUUUUGAACACGCAAGAACAAAUUCAUCCAACUCCCUCACUUCUCAACGCAUAAUGUCAUUUGACACUGAGAAGUUUCUAGAAACUUCUCUCUGAACUAAAGCAACCACUCUAAUCAUGGCCCAUCAGGUAGAAAACCAAGCGGGACUGGUGCCAGAUUUUUCCUUAUUCGUUGCCCAUGGGGCUGCUAGAGGAAGGGUUUGUGAUGCUGUGUUAAGAUGUUUGAGACACACGUAUACACACGUUCCCCACCAUCACACAUGCCUCAGGCAGACACAAGACACGUUUGUGAAUUUAUCCUUAUCCUGGAAACCUUUUCAGAAGUAUUGUAUUCAGCCCAUACUUGCAGUGGGACAGUGGCUUGGGGGGCCAUGUCCUCCCAGCCCCCUUCAAAAUGCAAGUUGCAAUGAGUGCAAUUGAUCACUUCCGAUUGACCUUUUGAGUAGCAGUUGGCGCUGUGGCUAGGGACGUGUGUGCCAAUGGGGCACCGUAGCAUCCGGGCUGACAGAAUACUGUCAGGGAUGCUGGAAAGAGGGCAAGAAAUCACUUUGCUUUGCGAAAGCCAUAAUUAAAAAUAAUAGGCUGGUGUUCAUAGGGGGACACCGUCGGCACGGCUCUCAUUUGAAACCAAUAACAGUUUAUCUGGCGUCUUAUGAUUAUUUAUGUGCAUCACAGCCCUUGCUGCAUCAACUAAUUAUCAGUUGACAGAGAAGGGGGCUGGGAGACAGAGGAGAAUGGAGAAAGAUAACUGGGGAUAAGGUCAACGUUAGGAAAACAUUAAGGACGUCUAAUUGCGAGGGAAAUGAGUUUCCAUCCCCACCCAAAAGCUUACUCUUUUUCUCCCCCUACAGGGUUUACACUGGUGCCCAAGCAGAGAGCUUACUGGAGAGCAUCCCCCCCAUAGGGUUUGGUUUGCAUUCACAGUGGUUGUUUCGUACAACCCUCGGGAGCCAAGGUCAUUCUGAGAAUCAAGGUCUCAAGGUAUUAUGAUUGUAGGGAAGUUCUAUAGAGUAGACUUGGGGUUUUUGUUGCAGGGGGGCGGGGGCACGUUUAUUGCAUUUGUCUGAAAACCAUAUGGUCAAAUACAUUGAAGUGACAGGCUUGUGCAGAGGAGGGUGGCGUGGCAUGGGAGUGGGAUACCUGAGUUCUGAUAAUAACGGGCUGCUUGACUGUAUUGGACAAGGCCCUUUGGUCCAAAAAUUGUACCCCUGACGUGACUUCUCUUUAACGAAAUAGUAAUCGGUGUGUGAUUUCCCCAGCCCUGUCACCCAUGCCCACUCCCCAAACAGCCAAUUGUUUAUUUUCUUGGGUUCACCUGUUUCUUUUCAAAUCAAUUUGUUGGCUCAGGUCUAAUGGACAUGAGCCCAUGUCAUCCAAAUUUCCUUUCACUGAAUUAUUAUUCCUAAUAACCCUUAGCUUAGCACAUUUAUCUAACGAAGUUCCAGUGGCUUAUCUGACGCCCCUGCAUCCCAUGUGGGGAAAAAAGGCAAGCAAAGCACCUCUGAAGACAAAUGGAAGACUAGAGAUGCUCAUCUCGCUAACCCAAGCAAAUAACAUCUUGGCCUCAAUUCUUAGCAGAUGUCAGGUGGAGAUGGUGUUUUUGAAUAAUUUUCUGGAUAUCUGUUUUUGAUUUCCAUUUUACUUUGCAACUGCCCAAACCACCAAAGAGUGGUCAGGGCCCUUGGCAUCAGCUCUCAAGUGGUGGGAGAAGCCAGUCAGCUCAUCCCUAAAUCCAGGCUCCCUCAACCCCACCCCAGAGCGGUUAUAGUAUCAGCAUUCAUACAUCACAACAAACUGGCCCCUCACAGCUCCACCAAUCCUGAGAAAAGAUCAAAGUUGGCCACUUGGGAAAGCAACAAACGGAAUUCUUCCAAACCCAGUGUAAUCUUUUGCCACUCUGACAUUCUAAAAUGAUACCGUGCUGCACUCUCUUGCAUUGUUGGAAUGGUAUUUUUGCAGAGAAAUUCUGCGCUCACGUUGAUUCAGAAUUGAGUUGAUGAGGGAGCUGGGGGGCAUGCAUUUUCCCUCCACGGAAUGUGAAAGCAAUCGCAAUCGACCUCAUUUCAUGUAAACCGCCACUUGGCUACCACGCUGACAACCGUAAAGGUGAGUAAAGCCCAAUCUUUUAUCAAGAGCUGGCUUUGAUUCCUUUGCCACCAGGCUCAGGGUGAUGCACAAUUUAAAUCAUCACCAGCGGUGCUGACUCUGUAGAACACAUACAGCAGGGCACCUGAAAGCAAAGACCACCUUUUCCGCUCCGAAGAUCAACUGUGCACAUUUGGCAAAGAGAGACUGGACGGUGAAGUAGUGACAGCAUCUUUUCGUCCCAAGCCCACGACCCUUUCGGCUUCUCAGGGAAUGCUCUUUUCAGCUGCACAUGGCGGCCUCUGAGUGACAUCUUUAUAUGAUCAGAUGGGAUGACGGUUUAAUAACAAGGUCUAAUUUGGCGUCAUCAGCUUUCGGCCUAUCACCAGGGUGAGAUGGAGCCGCGUGAGGAAAUCUCAUUAGUAAAGAAGCUGGUUCUGCUGAUACAAGAGAAAACAUUUUUAAACUGACAAAAGAAAAAUUUUUAAAGAGCACUUCAUCGCCAUCAGAUGACUUUCAUGCCACUCUGGUGGAGGGGCAUCAGUCCGUAAUCCAGAAAAAAAUGAAAGAGCCCUAUCGAGGAAAUGAUGUUACCAACUCUGAUACAAAAUAUCUGCCUUGCUGGUUGGCACCGCUGCUUACUGAUCCGUCGUGGUACGAUAACAGCCAUAUCUUGACAUAUAUAAACACUAGCAGGAGCUGUGGGUUCCCCUCAGUGAUUUUUUUAAGAACAAAUUCACGGGAAGCCUGGAGGUUGCAUGCCGUUGCUGAUCAUGGGAACCGGGGUGGCGACUCUGUCCUGUAGCAGCAGCAGUGAGUGAGGGCGUGGAUCGCACGGGGCUGAGGAGUUCUGGGAAGCCCAGUAGAAUCUUGAAUCACGCCUGAAUGCCAUUUCUGAUUUAGUCAAACAUUUCUGAGCUGCCAAAGGAGAACUACGCCAUCAAUCUUUAUAGCGUCUGUACAAUUACCCAGGAUUCGUGUUUGGGAUUAAGUUAAGAGCAUCUGGGUAAUAAGGGGGUUCAUCAUUCUCUUUCAGAAAUCAAUCAUUUGUCGGACGAGCGGCACAGUCUUCAACUACAGAAAGGUGGGAGUUAGAGAGCAGUUACUGUUCACUUAUCGUUGGGGCCCUGAGGUCUAAAUCAUCCAUCCUUCCAAAGCCCUUGGUUGGGAUGAAACAGUGACGUAGCCACGUUUCAACAACAUUUACUUGAUAACCACUGGCCCUCAAUGUGCAGCUGUCCACACAGACUCCAAAUGAAUAUUCACUCUUUGCAAGAGAAAGGUACAGGGGUUUCUGAUCAACUAUCUAGGCUUAAGGAAAAAUCCACCCACAUGUUAAUAUUUGUAAUGCAUUGGUAGGUACGCUAAUAUAACUUACGUUUUAAUAAGGACACAUGUUACAUAAUUAUGUUUAGUUUUCAGGUUUCUCUACUUUUAAAAUGCAUGCUUCGUUAAAAAAGAAAGGAUAAAUUUCUGUCUUAAAAUACAUUUGACUCUGAGACACCUAAAAAAGUAGCCACACUACCAUGGGAUAUCUGUAUAGUCAAUGAUUUUGAGAGUAGCAGAUGUUCUAAGAUUGCUUUCCUACAGACACGUCGGUAUCAGGACAGCGCACAGCAAAUGUUGAGAGAAUCAAUCUAUGCAGAAAGUGGAGCUGAGAAAGGGAAGGCAGCACAGAACUUACACUGGACUUGGAGCCCCAAGGGCAGGGAAGGAGAACUUCCCUUCUGGAAGCGGGCAGUGACGACUGUGCUGAAUUCCCGAGACAAAGAAGUUUGCAGGUGUCACAGGAAGAGAAGACAGGUGCCUCUUCGAACCCUCAAAGCUUUCCCUGUUACUCAUCUGGGGUCUGUGAGGCAAAGCAAAUGCAGAACUGAUGCAACGCCCCGGUGAGUAGAGCAGACUCAUUUAUCCCGGAGCCUUGGUGGAGAUGGGGCAGUGAAUGCAGGUGCCUGCCAUAGGUGGGACAGAUGGCCGCCCUCUCAGUCUCUUCAUGUCUCCCAAUAACCCUCCCCAAAGAGAGUUUUCAGCUACCCUACUGGAAACGUGCGACGCGGUGUCUCAGGGUUCAUCUCCUGAGACUGGGGCGCUUGGAGCACAGCUGUUCCUCAGCAAUAGGACGGUUUAAAUCUGAUUUGAGAGAAAAACACAAAGGUUAUGUGUUCCCUCCUCACCAUCUGAGAACAAUCUUGUUUUUUUUUUUUUGCGGUACGAGGGCCUCUCACCGUUGUGGCCUCUCCUGUCGCAGAGCACAGGCUCCGGACACGCAGGCUCAGCAGCCAUGGCUCACGGGCCCAGCCGCUCUGCGGCAUGUGGGAUCCCCCCGGACCGGGGCACGAACCCGCGUCCCCUGCAUCGGCAGGCGGACUCUCAACCACUGCGCCACCAGGGAAGCCCUGAGAACAAUCUUUGAAGCCGACAGGUGAGCCACAUAUUCUGUUAGUUGAUAGAGCGACGCAGCUUAUGCAGGCGUGAGGCUCAAGGGCCUCCCUGCUCGUGUGACCACAACCGACCCCUGGCCCUCCCGCCUGGGUGUGGAAUGAGUGCAAAUCAGUAACGUACCAACUUCCGCCAAAAUGAUGUGAGACAGGAGACGACAGAGAACGUGCCUCGAAAGGACCCUUUUCCUCCACACUGUCGAGCUUUUCUAGUGAGUCGUUGCACAUGGGGGCUGUUAAAGUGGUAAGGAUGGCCAGCAUCUGCUGGGAGCUAGCCAUUCCUCUGGCACUGUGCGGAAAGCUUCGUAAGCACCGUAUUCUAACCCGCACACAGCUCUACCAGCCAGGGACGGUCAUCAUCCCCAUCUACAGGGAAGCCUACUUAGCACUAGAGCUCAACAGCAACUCGUCCAAAGCCACACAGAUCAUCCCACAGAUGGACCCUCUGGAAUCCAUGCCCGAUGCAGUACCAAACCUCCUUCCCAAACUCCCGACACAAAUUUGCAGGCUGCCCGUUCCCUGUGUCUCCCGUCUGGCUGAAGCUACCUUAGGAGGAGUCCUCUUUCCCUUCUCAGCCAGGCCACGUCUGGCCGAAAAUCAAAUGGAUGGGCUGUACGUUUAAUUUUUAAAAAACGGGCUGUCAUGUGCUCACCUGAGAAAUGUUGGGAGGAGAUUUUCCCGUUGUUGAUUUAGGCAGUGAACUAAAUGGAAAUUAUAACAAAAAUGAAGACCCAGCGCCACCUCAAAAGAUCCAAUGGCAAGUCUUAACAAAACCAUCACCUGAUUCAAAAUGCCACCUCCAGGUGCCAGAUGUGACCAGCUGUGACCCUACUACUCUUGGACGAUCGACUUGUUUUCAAAGCGUGAACGGAACCGCAUCAAAACCAGUGAAACCCCGAGCGAUCUCCAUCUUUAUAACCUCACACACGUGUACAAGGAAUAUGGUCUUUUGGAGGAUAGUUAGUAUCUGACAUGUCACAGCAGGUUUGCACAGGAAAAUGACCCACCUCCCUCUCCUGCCCUCCCCCAGUUAAUUCCUGCAAAUUCCUAAGAAGUGAUUCCUACCAAGGCGCUGAACAAUAUAGGCUUAGGCACCUGCAAAUACUUCUUGUAGAUAUGGUAAUAUAACUUUCUUCAUAGCCCUCGGGAGUUUUGCUAACUCACGGGCUGUUCUUAGCAUUUAUUACAGAAGGGAAAGCCACUCAAUUUCCCAAGUAGAAAAAGUGAAGAGGGUCAGGAAAGCGGGUGUUUGUGUCUAACUGAGGAGGCUGGAAAAGCCUUCGAGAGUGUUCUGGAGAAUCCAUUUGGAUCACAUGCAGAUCUUACAGCCUGACGUAAGAGAAUGUGUACCUACCACCAUGGGUUAGGACAUUUACCUCCUGCCUCAGGGCAAGAGUUUCUUUGCUAAAGAGGAUCCCAAACGUGGAAAGCCUCAGAGGUUCCUUUUCAGCUGACUGUCCCGUGGCAGGUAAAGGAGUACCAUUCCCUGGGUGACCCUGGGACACAGGGUUCAAUGGCAGCUGCUCUGAAGGAGAGCUACGCCAUGGGCUAUGCCAGCACAUCACCAUCAGCAGUGCAGUGGGUCCUGGCACAGGGCACAGCCCCACAAAGUAGACGGCAGUUUGAGUGCCAGGUGUUCGAGGGGCACACGUGGGACAGCUUUCACAUAGCAGAUGUGCACACGUCUUCGUUGGGAAUCACGAUGACAUGGAGGCUUUCUUAUUUGCAAUUGAGGCGCCCCAAAUAUCAUGCCCCCGAAUCCACAUCAGGCUACAAAGACCACGCUAGUCUCCUUGACAAAAGCCACGAAUCUCUAGCAAGACCAUUAAGCAGUUUGACUUGAAGACCAGGGCAGAAUGAGUUGGAAGGUCAGGAGGACGGUGGCUGUGAUGCUCUGAGAACUCUUUGCAGGAACAAGCCCAGGGACCGGGAGGUUCAGGAUGGAAAGCUGGAAAGGACUUUUAAAGGCAGAAGGGCAGAUUUGUCUUUGCUGGCCUUAGGUUUGGGGGAGGGGUGGGCAGACACCCCCUACCGUCCAAAGAGGUCCAGAGCCGUGUUUGUUCUGGACAGCAAGGCUCCAGAGGAUUUUUGCUUACGCUCAUCGGCAGCAUUUCAGGGCAGCGUGGCCCUGGGAGGCUUUCAGGACUGUGUUUUCAAUUGGCUGACCUGUUCUGAACUUUCCCUUGACAUGAAUGCGGCCCUUUUCAUACCCCCUUUGUGGAUCCAGAAGUCUUGCCAUAAACAUGGCAGGGGUUCCGCGACAGACUGAUGGCUGGUCUCUAAAGAGUGAAGGUGGAACAUUUAGCAUGAUUCCAUCGUCCUGAGACCUGCUGUUAUUUCUAGACGUGCUCUGGUGGAGUGGGGGGGGGGUCCUCCAAAGGAGGGAAGGAAAAAGGAAUGGCUAAGUACAGUCCAGGUGGGUGACAUUAUUCAUGCCUGUUCUACCUUCCUUUUGUGCCAAAGAUGUUCUAGAACUGAUUGGGCUGGAGAGACGGUCAAAAUAAGAGAGGACGUUGUUACACCUGUAACAACAUCUCUGUUAGAUCCACGAAAGCAUUCCCUGGGCAUUCUGUGCUGAUGCUGCCUGGGGUGCCCACAUUGCUUUUCAAGUAGGGAGUUGCCUUGCUGGGCUGGAAAACGGCACUGGGGUAUCCACUCUUCCACCGGUUAGUUUGCAAUGGCUCAGCAGAAGGGUCUUAGAGAUGUGCCACGAACAUAAGCAUCAUCCUUCCACCUGCGACAAAGCCCAUUCCUGAAAUAUUCCAACCCGGCCACCUGGACACUCGUGCCGAAGGACUACUGAGUGUCCCUAAGAGCUCAAAGAAGGCGUUUAGCUUGUGUUAACGUUUCACUUCUUUAACCUUGGUUCUAGCUAGCUCUGUAUACUGUACAUAAAUGUAUGCCUCUGUAUUUGCCAUGUAUACUGAAAUAAACCUUUAAAGUUAUCGCCAGGCAGAAUGAAUGGGUUCAGUUCUAAUAUAAUGGCGCAAAGCAUAUCGUCACAGUACAAGUGAAACAGACAGCUUCCCCCCUUCCCUUCUUCUGCACAGAAUCGCACCACCGAGCUGGCCUGCCACGCUGGCUCUUUUAGAAAACCAUAGAGCCGACCGUUUUUGUGAGCAGGCGAACCCCAAACAAACAAGCUGUUUGUUGCCACUGUUAAGGCUGACGGUUCCUUUACACCUAGGACACAGAGAGAGUCUACGACCUAGUACCGAAAAGGCAUUGGUGAUGGGGGGAUAAAACCCACAGGGUCUUCUCUGAUGAGGCCACGUGGCCUCGUUGUAAGAUAUUCACGAACUCUUAACUCUUCCAGCAGUGAAUUAAGAGAACGGAGUCUGCAACAAUCAGACCUCACAGGCAGGCCGCCCUCCACGUCCAGCCACACUGUUUCAAGUCAAGCACGUCUGCGUUAGGUUUGUGCCUUUUCAUAGAGGGCUCUCUGCGACGGAUCAUUUCUCAGGCUCAAAGACGCUGGCCUCGUUGAUAUUUCAUUUAGAACGUACUGCGGAGAGCGUCUCAUUUAAUAUUACUUCCCUAAUUAACGGGGAGACCUUAGGCACUACCUUUGCACAGACAGAUCUCGUCACAGUGGUCGACGGGUAGAGGAGAAACAAACAGUAGGUAUUUCAUUCACCAGCAGCGUGUCGCUAGUUAGUGGGAAAUGAUCACGUAUGCUGUUGCUUUAAUUGCCAGGGUAGAUAAUUCUGCCUCGGUGUAAGGGAACAUUUUAAAGCACUUGGUGCAAAUAGACUAGAAACAAAACACACACACACACACACACACACAAUUACCUUGAUUAUGCAACACCUUAGCAUAGAAAGUUACAAAGGUAUGUCUUUCUUUUUUUAAAAUUGCAUUCUAUCGUGCAAAUAUUCUCUAAUAUGCAUGUGCUGAGUACUCAUCAUCUACUGUAUUUUAGGAAAUACAAUUAGGCCGCCUUUCUCUUCUCCCGUGUAGACUGUAAAUACCUGUAGAUCUUUCUCUUGCUUCCUUAUGUAAAUAUAUGUAAAUACUAACACGCUCUGCAUGCUAACAUUCUAGGCAAUUUCAGGUACUUUUAUAAUCUGAAGGCAUGUACUUGAAGUGGUUUGUUUGUUAAAAGGAGGAAAAAAAACCCCACCUCUCUCAAACUCUUGAAAGCUGAAUAGAAAUUAAAGAUUUCUUCCUA
This is a messenger RNA of Globicephala melas (long-finned pilot whale), 12552 nucleotides long. RefSeq names its product MAF bZIP transcription factor (gene MAF). Gene Ontology annotation, cellular component: nucleus. Lineage: Eukaryota; Metazoa; Chordata; Mammalia; Artiodactyla; Delphinidae. Gene Ontology annotation, molecular function: DNA-binding transcription factor activity, RNA polymerase II-specific; RNA polymerase II cis-regulatory region sequence-specific DNA binding. Gene Ontology annotation, biological process: regulation of transcription by RNA polymerase II; lens fiber cell differentiation. The record is from RefSeq and is a predicted model, not a curated record.